Molecule: messenger RNA, 195 nt
Organism: Anthostomella pinea
Lineage: Eukaryota; Fungi; Ascomycota; Sordariomycetes; Xylariales; Xylariaceae
Source: the annotation of a GenBank genome assembly
AUGUCAACCAUGGUAGCCGCCGCUCCCGGAGCCCAGCAGUACCCGUUCCCCUGCCCGUCGCAGGGCUGGUUCUGCGACGGCGCGCACGGCGCCGUGUGGUGCGAUUCUGCGGCCGUGCCGCGCGACGGGUUCUUGUGCUCGCCUGGUACUUGCUGCUCUGUGCCCCCGGACCACGCUGUGUGCAACCCCUGCUAA